This is a messenger RNA of Closterium sp. Yama58-4, 894 nucleotides long. The record is from the annotation of a GenBank genome assembly. Lineage: Eukaryota; Viridiplantae; Streptophyta; Zygnematophyceae; Desmidiales; Closteriaceae.
AUGCUAAAGGACAAGCGCGCCGCCUUCCUGCGGCAGCAGGAGCGCGUGCAGGCGCGCACCGUCGUCGACCAUGCCGCCGCCACAGCCGCCAGGCGCCAAGCCGCCCCUUCCUCCGCCGUCGCUGCGCCGGCGAGCACCGCUGGCGCGGGGGAAGUUGCGGGGAGCGGAAAGGGCAUCGCGGUGGGGUUUCAGGGGCUGCAGGCGGAGAACUGGCUGGCGGACGCGGGGAAGUACGAGGCGGUGCUGCGCGUGCGACAGCUGCCGCUGGGGCAGAAGAUCAAGAAGGUCAUCGACCUGCUCUUCCGGGAGAGGCAGGGGCUGACAGCGGAGCAGGUGGAGGCGGUGACGAUGGUGGACCUCACCACCAGCCGCGAGCUGCAGGCCAGCCUGCGCGCCAACCCCAAGGUCACUGUGCACGGCAACACCUACAUCUACAAGGCGAAGCAUGAUCUGGCAGGGCGGGACGACCUGCUGAGGCUGAUCCGCGAGCACAAGGAUGGCAUCCCCAUGGCGGACGUGCGUGACGCCUACAGCGGCGUGGCGCAGCACGUGCAGGAGCUGCGGGCGGCGGGGCAGGCGUGGGUGCUGUUCAACGCGGACAGCGGCGACGAGGUGCUGUUCCCCAACGACCCGCGCAUCGCCAUCAAGGUGGACGCCGACAUCCGCGCUCUCUUCCGCCGCAUCGACCUGCCGCGCGACCUCACGGACCUGGAGAAGGAGCUGCAGCGCUGCGGCCAGACCCCCGCCAUGCCCGCCGUGCGCCGCCUGCAGGCGCUCGAGGGCGCCAUGACCGCCCAGACCCAAAAGCCCAAGGCGAAGAGGAAGCGGGAGUCGAAGCGCACCAAGUACACCAACAACCAUCUGCCAGAACUCUUUGCUAACACACCCAUGUGA